AUGGACAGCCAACAACAUCCAACAGUUUCAUCAAUCUCCCAGAUCCCGGUUCCUGCACCUGCAAAACCUCCCGGGUCUCGAUCGCCAGCCAAUCUGACACUGCCUAUGGCUGGUGCUCCUGAAAUUAUCCGUGCACACCAGAAAGACACAUAUGUUUCUUCUGUUCUUUCCGAUCACCUACUUUCCGCAGUCCGAGCUAUCAAGGGCUCUCGUUAUGUCCAUGUACAUACUUCAUCGCUAACAGCUCUGGCAUCUUUCUUAUAUCUAGCAGCUACAACUGGCGCAUCCUCAAAAACCCUUGGGGAAGAGUACUGUGAUCUCAUGUACGUUUCUGAAACAAUCCCUAAAACUGAAAGUGGACUUCCUGCAAUUCCUUCAGUACCGAGUCGAUGGACUUUUGUAGCUGUACAGAGCCUGGGACCUCUGGUUGCUCUAGGUUUAGGUCCAGCAAUCAAACGUUCGGUUGACCGUUUAGUUGCCAGGUCCCAAGCACAGGACAAUGUUCAAACCCGCAAAAGUUCUAAGCGGUCAUCACCAUCUACAGAACCCAGUUUGCGUACUCGUCUAUUAGUUUUUUUGCAAUCUUUUAUUUCCCGUUUACCUAUUAUUUUUGCCCGUGCAACUGCCAUCCAUCUUGCUCUCUUUUACUUUUCAGGCAAAUAUUAUUCCUUAAUAAAACGUGUCUUGGGAAUGCGUUAUAUGCUUGCACAUGCAGAAUCCCCAGAACCACCUGGUGCCAUGGCCCGUGGUGGUGAGUAUCAUGUUCUGGGUGCGUUAUUGCUGGCUCAAACUGUGGCCCAGACUGGUGUUUUUUCCGCGGCUCGUAACGCUCUCAGCAGCGUAGUAGAACGGAUCUUCAAAUUACAAAGUUUAACAGAGUCUUCAAGCCAAAGUGCGACAACAGUUGCUGGUCAAGGGAAAGUUGUUUUGAAAGCUGACAUGACACCCGAAGAAAUGAUUAGUGCCAUUUCUCAACAUACAACAACAACUACUACUACUACUACUACUACUACGACCCAUACACACCAAAACCCAUCUCACAAGCAAAUCCGACUUGACGAGGACCCAUCAGCUUUUGCAUUUAUCCCAGAACAAUCUCGCACAUGUGUGCUGUGUUUAAGUGGCCUACGCGACCCAACAACAACGCUUUGCGGUCACUUGUUUUGCUGGGAAUGUAUUGCUGAGUGGUGUCGCGAGAAACCAGAAUGCCCUCUGUGUCGUACUGCCAAUUUGGAGCAAAACCUAUUAGUUCUGCGAUCGUAA
Molecule: messenger RNA, 1263 nt
Organism: Magnusiomyces paraingens
Lineage: Eukaryota; Fungi; Ascomycota; Dipodascomycetes; Dipodascales; Dipodascaceae
Exons: 2
Coding region: 1-1263 (420 amino acids)
Biological process (GO): protein import into peroxisome matrix
Cellular component (GO): peroxisomal membrane
Molecular function (GO): zinc ion binding
Source: RefSeq, a predicted model, not a curated record